Ylistrum balloti is the source of this 1506-nucleotide messenger RNA. RefSeq names its product G2/mitotic-specific cyclin-B-like. Gene Ontology annotation, cellular component: cyclin-dependent protein kinase holoenzyme complex; nucleus; cytoplasm. The record is from RefSeq and is a predicted model, not a curated record. NCBI's taxonomy places the organism in Eukaryota, Metazoa, Mollusca, Bivalvia, Pectinida, Pectinidae. Gene Ontology annotation, molecular function: cyclin-dependent protein serine/threonine kinase regulator activity. Gene Ontology annotation, biological process: mitotic cell cycle phase transition; regulation of cyclin-dependent protein serine/threonine kinase activity. The transcript is spliced from 8 exons. The coding region runs from base 56 to 1423 and encodes 455 amino acids.
GUUUUCACAGCAUCAAAAGCAUUACGCAUUUACAAAAGCAACCAAAAGACUAAUCAUGGCUGUUACAAGAGCACAGUCGGCGAAUAUAGCAAAUAUGCUUCAACAGAACGUCAAAAUAGCGAUCAACAAAGAAAAUCCAGACUUGAAGGCCCUGACGACGAAAACAAAUGGCGUUGGUUUGGUCGCACGCCCAGUGUCACAUGCUGGACAAAGAUCAGCCCUUGGGGACAUUCGCAACAAAGUGUCUGCCAUAUCAAUAGACCCAAGCAAAAAACAAACUGCCAUAAAAAAAGAAAUUGUUCAAUUAUCAAACAAACUGCAAUCUCAACAAUCAUUGGUGCUAAACAAAACAAAAGCCACAUCUUCCCUAAAAUCAUUAAUAGAGACGCAAACAGACUACGCCAAUGUUCAUCUGGAUGCAGAAGAACCUGUUCACAAGCCAGAACCAAAGAUUCCAGAAGUAUUACGGUCAAUGCCAUCACAACCAUCCACAGUAUCCUUGUUGCCGGUUGCUUCAGUACCAGAAUGUAUGGACAUCAGUGAUGACAAACCAGAAGCAUUCUCUAAAGCCUUGCUCAAGGUGCAAGAUAUUGAUGCGAACGACAAAGAAAACCCACAGCUAGUCAGUGAAUAUGUCAACGACAUCUACAACUAUAUGAGGCAUUUAGAGGAGAAGUACAUGGUACGACCAAACUACCUUGAAGGACAGGAAGUUUCAGGCAAGAUGCGAGCCAUUCUCAUUGACUGGCUAUGUCAAGUUCAUCACAGAUUCCAUCUCCUUCAGGAAACCCUCUACCUCACAGUAGCCAUCAUAGACAGAUUCCUACAGUUGUGUCCUGUUCCCAGGAAUAAACUUCAAUUAGUGGGAGUAACCUGUAUGUUAAUAGCAUCAAAAUAUGAGGAAAUGUAUGCUCCAGAAUUAGCGGACUUUGUUUAUAUUACGGACAAUGCUUAUCAAAAGAAAGACAUUCGGGACAUGGAAGCCAAAAUUCUCAGGGCAUUAGAUUUCAAUAUGGGGAAACCUCUGUGUUUACAUUUUCUGCGACGGGAUUCUAAAGCAGGACAGGUUGAUGCCAUGAAACACACACUCGCCAAAUACCUGAUGGAGUUGACCAUUGUAGAAUACGACAUGGUGCAUUAUAAUCCCUCAGAAAUUGCUGCUGGUGCCCUCUGUCUUUCUAUGUUGCUUCUCGAUGGCAGCAAAUGGACGGACACGUUAAGUCACUACAGUUCUUACACAGAAAAGGACCUGAUGCCCAUGGUCCAUAAAUUAUCAACUCUAGUCAUCAAAGCAGACAAAAGCAAACUCACAGCGGUAAGAACAAAAUAUGCUAGUUCAAAGUUCAACAAAAUCAGCACCAUCUCAGAACUACAGUCUCAAACAUUGAUAGACUUGUCAACAGCUGCAGAGACUGCAUCCUGAGGCAGUGUUGUCAGAAAUCAUUCCCCAUAUGAGCAUUUCCUGUGAUGUACUUCGGUGCGGCAUGAACAGACACUUGCAAUAAG